AUGGUAUCACUUCAGGUGCAAGGCUUCGGCCACUUUUGUGGCGGAUCUAUACUCAACAACAGAUGGAUACUGACGGCCGCCCACUGUUUGCAUCCAGAGUUGAAUUCCUUAGUGGAGGAGGCGUCGGACGUACAGCUAGUGAUGGGAACCAUUGACUCUGACCGGCACGACAUCCACAAACCUAAUGCCACCUAUAAAGGCGAGAAAUUGCUACUUUCCAAGUGCUUUAUGGUCGAUAGCGAUAAUUUUGGCACAAUUUGUUUGCCGCCCAAAGACGCCAAACCAGUUAAUGAUGCCGUGAUUAUGGCCGAUUGGGAUUAUCCUGACCCGGAUGUCGCUAAGAUGGCAGUAAUGUUGCGAAGAGUUGACACGAAAAUAGUAUCCGAAGACUUGUGUCAAAUGUAUGAUUACUUCCGUAACGUUGGACUCCACGGAAAAGUUUCCGGAAAACGGUUUUGUGUUAUGAAUGACGGCUCAAUCGGUUGUCGAGGCGACUCGGGCAGUCCACUCAUACAAGUAGUAAAUGGAAAGACAAUCGGAUAUAUCGAUUGGAUUACAAAUGCCAUUAAGGAGUACGACAAUAGCAGCACAUCUGACAAACACAUUUAUAUCCCA
This is a messenger RNA of Oppiella nova, 615 nucleotides long. NCBI's taxonomy places the organism in Eukaryota, Metazoa, Arthropoda, Arachnida, Sarcoptiformes, Oppiidae. The record is from the annotation of a GenBank genome assembly.